ACACCGCGGAGGAGUGGUGGGCAGGGGCCAAGGUUGGGGGCGGGACCAGGCGGGGCUGCAGCCUCCGCGGAAUCGGCUGGAGCAGGUGGAGCAGUGUCUGGAGCCCGCCUGGCCGAGCUGGGGGAGGCGGCGGCUGGGCUAGGGCCAUGGAGCUGCUGAAGCUGAACCGGAGCAUGCCAGGAUCCGGACCCGGGCCAGGAGCUUCCCUGUGCCGCCCAGCGCCUCCCCUCCUCAACAGCAGCGGUACCGGCAACCUCAGCUGCGAGCUGCCUCGCGGCCGUGGAAACGGGACACGAGAAUUGGAGCUUGCCAUUAGGGUCACCCUUUAUGCAGCGAUCUUCCUGAUGAGUGUUGGAGGAAAUGUGCUCAUCAUUGUGGUCCUGGGACUGAGCCGCCGCCUGAGGACCGUCACCAACACCUUCCUGCUCUCACUGGCGGUCAGCGAUCUCCUACUGGCAGUGGCCUGCAUGCCCUUCACCCUCCUGCCCAAUCUCAUGGGCACAUUCAUCUUUGGCACAGUCGUCUGCAAGGCGGUUGCCUACCUCAUGGGGGUGUCCGUGAGUGUGUCCACACUCAGCCUCGUGGCCAUCGCAUUGGAACGGUACAGCGCCAUCUGCCGACCACUGCAGGCGCGCGUGUGGCAGACGCGCUCCCACGCUGCUCGUGUGAUUGUAGCCACGUGGAUGCUGUCCGGACUGCUCAUGGUGCCCUACCCGGUGUACACCGUUGUGCAGCCCAUGGGGCCCCGGGCGCUGCAAUGCAUGCAUCGCUGGCCCAGUGCAAGGGUUCGCCAAACCUGGUCGGUGCUGCUGCUCCUGCUCUUGUUCUUCAUCCCGGGCGUGGUUAUGGCCGUGGCCUACGGGCUUAUUUCCCGCGAGCUCUACUUAGGGCUUCGUUUUGAUGGUGACAGUGACAGCGAGAGCCAGAGCCAAGUCCGAAGCCAAGGAGGGCUGCCUGGUGCGGCAGGACCUGGUGCUGCGCUACCGAACGGGCGUUGCCGGACUGAGACCCGGCUGGCUGGUGAGGACGGUGAUGGCUGUUACGUGCAGCUUCCACGCUCCCGGCCUGCACUGGAGCUGUCUGCGCUGACUGCACCCACUACCGGGCCAGGUUCCAGCCACCGGCCCACCCAAGCCAAGCUUUUGGCGAAGAAGCGUGUGGUGCGAAUGUUGCUGGUGAUCGUUGUGCUUUUUUUCAUGUGUUGGUUGCCAGUGUACAGCGCAAAUACCUGGCGGGCCUUCGACGACCCUGGAGCGCGCCGAGCACUUUCAGGUGCGCCCAUUUCUUUCAUCCAUUUGCUGAGCUAUGCCUCGGCUUGUGUCAACCCCCUGGUCUACUGCUUCAUGCACCGCCGCUUUCGCCAGGCCUGUCUCGACACAUGUGCCCGCUGCUGCCCUCGGCCUCCACGAGCUCGCCCCAGGCCUCUUCCAGAGGAGGACCCUCCCACCCCCUCCAUUGCUUCACUGUCCCGGCUGAGCUACACCACUGUCAGCACCCUGGGGCCUGGCUGAGGGGUAGAGGUCAAGCGGGGGGUUAAGGCAGGGCAGACCUACUUUUACAAUCACUGACCCACCCGGACACACAAGAGACACAGACCAACAUACCAAAUGACACAAAAGACAGACACCUAAUGUCAUGGCCUAAUCCCAGUGCACAGGGAAAAGUGGCUUAUCAACACAAAGUAAGCAAGCCGGACCCCCACACAGAAAAGGAGGCACGCUUGAUGACCCAGACACAGCAUCACGAGUUGUGGACUGUCCUUCCACUGUGGGACCCCUAUGACAAGGGAGACCUGCCUCUUACACACAUAUAGUAAUGACACAGAUUCACUUAGGGAUCUGGAGCCUGACACUGGGCUGAUUCCUGAGAUGCUCCAGGCUCUGCUGAGUUUGACCUCACAGUACCCUUCCCCCAGUCAGUCCUGGGAACACCAACCUAAUCUCACAGAUCCCUGACCAAUAGGCUGUUUUGAACUAAAAAGUCCUUUUAUUACUUUCCAGUUAAAUACUAUGUCCCUGCCCACUGCUCCCCACCUGAUGUCUUCAAGAAACAAUAAAUGACUUGACUUCCUCCUAAA
Molecule: messenger RNA, 2077 nt
Organism: Phyllostomus hastatus (greater spear-nosed bat)
Lineage: Eukaryota; Metazoa; Chordata; Mammalia; Chiroptera; Phyllostomidae
Gene: CCKBR
Product: cholecystokinin B receptor
Exons: 5
Coding region: 147-1511 (454 amino acids)
Biological process (GO): phospholipase C-activating G protein-coupled receptor signaling pathway
Cellular component (GO): plasma membrane
Molecular function (GO): gastrin receptor activity; cholecystokinin receptor activity
Source: RefSeq, a predicted model, not a curated record